AUGUCUCAAUCAUUGCGUCCGUAUCUCAAUGCAGUGAGAUUCUCGCUGGAAGCAGCUCUUACACUUUCGAACUUUUCCUCGCAGGAAGUGGAAAGACACAACAGACCGGAGAUUGAGGUGGCUCAUCAGAGUGCUGAGUUGCUGCUACAGCCCAUGCAUAUUUCGCGUAACGAAAAUGAGCAAGUACUUAUCGAGUCCAGCGUGAAUUCAGUGCGCGUGUCGCUGAUGGUCAAGCAGGCGGACGAAAUUGAACAAAUCUUGGUUCACAAGUUUACGAGGUUCCUAGAACAGCGCGCAGAGGCAUUUUACAUUCUGAGAAGAGAACCGAUCAAGGGAUACAGCAUCACGUUCUUGAUCACGAAUAAACACACCGAAUCGAUGAAGACGAAUAAGUUGGUGGAUUUCAUUAUCGAGUUCAUGGAGGAAGUCGACAAAGAGAUCAGUGAAAUGAAACUUUUCCUGAACGCAAGGGCAAGAUUCGUCGCAGAAGCAUAUCUCGGUGAAUUUGUUUACUGA
Huiozyma naganishii CBS 8797 is the source of this 516-nucleotide messenger RNA. It is a transcript of the gene ARC19, whose product is annotated as Arc19p. Gene Ontology annotation, molecular function: actin filament binding. The record is from RefSeq and is a predicted model, not a curated record. Lineage: Eukaryota; Fungi; Ascomycota; Saccharomycetes; Saccharomycetales; Saccharomycetaceae. Gene Ontology annotation, cellular component: Arp2/3 protein complex; actin cytoskeleton. Bases 1 to 516 code for a protein of 171 amino acids. Gene Ontology annotation, biological process: actin filament polymerization; Arp2/3 complex-mediated actin nucleation. The transcript has a single exon.